GCCGAGGGGCCAUGGCUGGACUUCGGGAUCCCUAAAACAGGACGUGGGUCGCCUGAACCGGGGAACGGUGCCUGGGGAACGGGUCGAGACUAGGAGGGUGGACUGCAGACCCGGGGCCAGGACUUUGGAAAACGGAAACUGAGCGUCAGGACUCGGGGACAGGAGACUCAGGGGAUCCGGAGGGAAGCCGAAGACAUGAAGCCAGGAUAGGAGCUCCGCGAAGCAGGGAGUAGAGAGUCGGGAAACCAUUACCAGAAAGCGCCCUGGAACCUGAAGGCGCGAGGCAGGCAGCCAGGGAGUGAAAGAGGUUGCUGAGGCCCUGGCCAGCUGGGGGAGCUGGUGGCGGCUGCCCAGCAUAGGGACAGUUGGCAGCACCCGACGCCCCUCGGCAGGGGCUCAGACUCCAGGGCCUGGGAGCAGGGGUGCGUCUGGUGGCACACGCUUCUCUUCCCAGCUGCUUCGCAGUUGGGAUGGGAGCUGUGUUGUGAGAGCCCAGCCGCAACCGAGUCAGAUGGCCGCUGUGCGGUUGGCAGGGCCGAGGCUGGGCAGCCCGAAUGACCAGGCGACGAGUCUGCCGUGUCCAGCUUGGAAUGUCAGGGCCCAGAUGGGUCCCGGCCUGGGGCCGCCACCGAAUCGGACGGAAUGUCGGCAGAGCGCGGGGCUCGGAGCGGACAGAAUGUCCGGGGCGGCGAGGUGGGUCUCUUCGGAGCAGGCGCUGCGUGUGUCCGGCAGCGGCGGACAGAAUGUCCCUGGCCGAGUGGCGUAUUCAUCUACCGGGCAGCGCCUGCCCAGCUGCUGCAUAUGCAGUGGGGUUUCUGUGGUGGUUUGCUUAGAAUCCCAGCUCACACUUUGCAAACUUGUUUCUGUUCCUAGGGACUGCGGCCGGGAGCAGGGAGUGAGAGUAAAGGCUGCAGCCUGGCCUUAGGGUGGAGUGACGCUGGGAGACAUGCCCUCUCCAACCCAGACUAGAUCCAAGCAUCACCCCUAGACUUCCAGAACCCAAAUUUGAAGAGAGAAAGCCAGUGGUGGGAAUGCCAGUGGGAAUCAAGACCAGGGAAGGAAGGAAUGAACCACAAAGGGCAAUGGGAGGGGAAGGAGGAGCCCAGCACAAGCCCCUGACAGCCUCAGUUCCUUCACAAACUCGGAGUCAGCCCCUAAUACCGUUACAGCUGACCAGACACCCCCAGACUCAUUGCCUGAGUAUCAGCAGACUAGAGAAUCCUUCCCUGCAGGGGCAGGAGCAAGAGCCCAGGCUGGAAGAGAAAAUUGCAGCCGUUUAGGAAAGCAAACCCUGUGGUCUUGUUUCCCUUUUUGCUUCCUCAGCUCCACCAAUCCCAACACCAGCUUGGUGGCUGAGAAGAGUUAGGAAGGAGACACAUGGAAUCCAAACUCUGAGGUCAACAUGGGGCCUAUAUGGCCCUCCAAGUCUGGUUGGGAAGGAGGUCUCAGCCCUAUCAACUGCCCCGUUUGCUUUCCCUGUAGCUGGGGAAGGGCCCUGAUUCUUUUGGACCCAUACAGUGACUACCCAGCCUGACCCCAGCUCUUUAACCAGAGCCUUGUUAAGCUGAAGGGAACAGAGCGGAGAGAACUUUCCCAGUCUAUGUAAGUGAGCAAAACAACCCAGCUGGGGGCUGAGUUUUCGUGGAGACAAGUGCAAGGUGAUGUGUUUAACGAUGAGUAAUCUAAACAAGUGAGGCUCACCCUUUCUCACUUCCCACCCAUGAGUGGCAUACAAUACAACCCCCAUACUCCCACCUCCAUUCCACAAUUUUAAAGUUUGCUUAUCCCUGGCUAGGACAUUGUUUCUCAACCGUUUUUGUCACUUGCCCCCUUUUGAUAAAUAGAGAGUCACACCCCAAUACUCCCACUACAUUCUGAUACCCUUUUCAGGGGUUUGUGCUGCCAUCACCUUUGAAAAUCACUGAAUUUAUGGGUGAAAUGAAAGGCUCUGAGCCAGGAAAGGAACAGGGAAGGCAUUACAGAUGGUUCCCUGGAGACUUUAACCCAAGAUCUGCUUUUGCCAAAAAGGCCAAAGAGAAUAGCAUUAUAAUGAAGAAGACUGGAAACAAAAGACAGAACCUUCUCCCAUCCUUGCAUAAAACCACCUAGCUGAGUGCUUGUCUAGUUACUGGCUCUUAGGGAGAAUGUCAUGGGCCUAGAAAGGGUCAGAGACUGGUCGGCAUAACAGGGUGCCAGGGUCUGCUGGAGAUCGCAGACUUCAAAGUUUAGGCCGCUGGACAGUGAGAUAGGAUGGAAAACCACAAAAUAAUUAAAGGUCUAGAUAAGCAGAAGACGUUUGCUCCCCAAAUCCUAAAACCAGAGAUGAGGGGGCCUCUUAGAACUGGAGUGAUGCAAGCUCAGGAUGAAUAGGAAAAUGUUCCUUGGCACACAGUGGGCAGCAAACUUCCAGAGCUCAUUUCCAGAGAGUGGUAGAGGCAGGAAAUAGAAAUGGAAUCCUUCAGGGCUUGGGAGGAUCAGUGCAUGUCAGAGCCACAAAUGGCUGCUGGGGUGGAGGGGGCGAGGAAUGGAAGAGCUCAGUCCCUGGUCUUAGGAGAACCGGAUUCGAAUCUCUUCAAUCUGUGUAACCUUGGACAAAUUUGUCUUAUUAGAGGUGAAAUAGGGAUGGUCAUUCCUGCCACUCAAGAUGGUUGUAAGAGUUAAAUGAAAUCAUGUAUAUGAAAGCCCUUCAUAAAUGGAGAAUUACUACAGAAAUAAGAAGCAUUAUCGCUAUUAUUAUGGCCAAACUUAAGUUCCUUGUAACCACAGAAUCUUUGUUUGGAAAGGUGGAGUCUCAAGUCUUAGAUCAGCCUAAGAGCAUCCCUGAUCCAGACACAGGGAGAUUCUCAAGGACAGACGGAACACCCUAUCCCAGGCUUCAGAAGCCAGCUACUACCCAAGCCUCUCUCUAAGAGUUCCAGGGAGCUCCCAAAAUGCUUAGCUUCUCUACCAGGCCAGAUAUCCUGAUCUGAUCCCUGACAGUCUUCUGCUCAAGGAUGUGACUAUGAGCCCAGAACCCAGGUCCAAGAAGGGAGGGCAGGGGAGACAGGCUGGAGUUGAGUUGGGGGUGGGCAUGAAAGAAGGAUGGAGCCACACAAAUCUUUUCUUCUCCAUUUACUCUAAAUGAUGUUUCCUAGAGUGUGAGGGAGGGAGAUGACAGCUAACCUGAAGGGUCCAUUAGGUCCUGAGCUUUGGGAUUAUCUAAAGUGUCUAGCCCAUGGUCAUCAACAGGGAUCCAUGCUAACAGUGAUGGGGAGAGAAAGGAAAAGAAGAUAGGCUGUGGAGUGAAAAAGAGCAGCUUUCAAAACUCUCUGCACUCCUUUUCCAUUGCCUCCCCUUGGGCCCUUCUUUACUUUACACCUCUCAGUAUUAUUUUCCCUUUCCUAUCUCUCCCCUGCCCAAUGCAUUCUGCUCACCAUUGCCAAAAAAAGGUCCCAAAGAUGCUGCUUUUAUGUCACUCCCCUGCUUACAAGACUCCAGUGACUCCUACUGCUUGGAGCAAUGUCCCUCAGUGGGGAGGUGGGGUGGGAGAGGGAGUUAUAGGAGUGGGAGAGGCUCCCAUGAUGCUGAACAUGGCCUAUCUUCCUGGCGUGGCGAUGUCACUUGAAGAUGUCACUUGGAGAUUUGGAGAGAAAACUUUAUUUUUAUAUUAAAACAGACACAAUUUAAGUAUAGAGUAGAAUGUAAAAUUAGCUUCAAUUUUUAGCAGAAGGCUGGAGAUCACAAAGAAAUUUCAUACUGGUAGCAGCUGUUUCAGGUUGUGCGCCUAGUUUCCCAGGGUGAUAUUCUCUUACUAGGCUUAGGGGUGUUUUGAUGGAAAAGCUGGAGAUGCUGUAGCCUAGGCUGUAUCAAACCUGAAAUACCACCCUUGCCCCUCAUUGGAGGCACCCUCAGCCUGAUGCAUUUUUCUCUGACGAUUUCCCAUUGCCUACACUGGGACCCCGGACAAGCUAGGCUCCCUGUUGCCCUCUGAAACUGCCAGCUCAUUCCCAAUACUACUCUAUUACUUAGAAGCCUCUGCCCCUUCUCUGCCUUCCCAGUCCCCAGCUCAGCCAUGUGCUACAUUCUCCCAGCCCCCAAACUUGAUACCAUCUUACAUGGGCUUCCAUUUCUCUGAUCUCCCCAAUCUGAGAAUCAGGCCCGUGCAGCCCAGCGUUCGUUCCAUCCUGUGCUCUGUUUGCCUUCCCAGACUGUAGGCUCCUAGAAGUUAGGGUCUGUGUCUUACCAUUCUUGGGGAUCUGUUUAAGCACCUAACACUUGCUGAAGGAAAGUAGGAAGGAAGGGAGGGAAGGGUGUGGGGGCCGACUUCUCUGAUCCCUGAUUUACCCCUUGAUAAAUUCAGUGCAUGGAAUCAUUGCUGCCUCCAUCUGAGUCUUAGGGUUUCCUCUUGGGACUGUGAACCUUGUCUAUAGCUGUCUUCAUUUGCUCCCAUUUGCUCACUGCAGUUAAGGAGACCAGACAGUUUGGGUGCUCAGCAUCCCUAAUGAACAUGAUGCUGUGUGCGCCUAUGGGCCUCACUUCAGUUUCAGGUUUAUGGGAUAGUUCCAUACUAGUUUAGGGCCCUGGUUUAUACCUAUUCGCCAACUUGCUGCUUGCCGAGCUGAGCCACAGCAUCACAACUCCAUCCCCUCUUAUCUUCCUCUUCAUUCAGUCCCUGCAAGGGAAAAUUUUCUCCCAUUUCAGUUCCAGGGUUUGCCUCCUGCCUUGGGCAUUAUUAUUGCAACUACUUGGGGGCUCUCUGGCUGUGGCCAUGGUUUACCCUUUGGCUUCAAGACACAAGGCAGCUGCCUUCUUGCCAUGAGCUUUUGUCCCUUGGAAACCAUGGCCUCCCCACUAUGGCCUCUCUGGCCUGUGACAGUCUCUGCUCUCCACCUUAGUGUAUCUUGGUUGUUUUGUUCUUGCUGCCAUCCAUGACAGCUUCCUGUAAUUCCAGCCUGUACUUCAGAAUCAGAGAAUGCCUGUAGGCCCUGUAUUCUCCCUAGGGGUGGGAUUGCCACCCUCACACCAGUAGUGCCUGGGCCCUUAAGGGUGUGUCAGAAAGGCCAGAAGUGGGGCAGACAGCCCAUCCCAGAGUUGGACUCAGCACUAUUGUUAUCUCUUGAUUCUCUUUGGCCCUGUCUGGUAUUUCCUACCAGCAUUCACCAAACCUGAGGCUUCCAGACCUCCUGCUUCCAAACCUGUCCACUGAGGGAGGCGAAGUCCCUGGCCUCAGUCCCAACUCCCCAGCUUCCUGACCCCCAGCAACUUGAGGGGAGCUUAAUCUUCAGCCAGCCGGUCUCCAGCUCAGACAACAGCUUGGCACCCCCAGCCUCUGCCUGACCAGCCCACCCAGACAUGAGUCUGCCAGAGGCCUAUGCCCCCACCCUCUAUCUCUAUUGCCUGCCUGGCUAUAGUGUUCUUGCCUUUUCAGUUUCACGGUCUCAGCUUCAUCCCCUCUCUCUGCUAUUACUAACCCGGUCAAGAGCCUGAAGACUUUAUUCUUCCCUUUACCAAUCCUUGGUCCCCAAACUGGCUCCCAGCUUGGAUCACUCUGCUCAUUUGGCUCUCACCUUAUUGCCUGGGACUUCCUUUAUGUUUGGCACAGAGUGCUCACAACACACAUUGCAUCCCUCUCUAAAAUGCAGCAUACUCAUCUUUAUUCACCAGAGAAUUCUUCACUGGGAAAUAAAGGGUCUAGGGAAGUGAGCCACUUAAGCAAGGGCAGAGACAAGGAUGAGGUCUUAUUUACCACUCUAUCCUCCGUGCCUUACUCAAUGCCUAGCUCACAGAAGGUGCCAAAUAAACAUCUGUUCAAUGAUUGAGGAAAAAAAAAAAAUACUUGGAUAGAGUUUUAUCCUUAUCCAUUUUUACAUGUUAUGUUUUAUUUUAACCUCAUAACAAUACUGAAGGUAGUUAAGCAAGAGAUUAUGAUCUCCCUUUUAGAGAUGAAAAAAUAUGCCCAGAGAGGUAAAGUAAUUUGCCAAGUAUGCACAGCUAGUAAGCUGGGGAGCCAGGACACGAACCCAGAUCUUUUAACUCCAAACUGAAUUUCUUUGGGCUAUACCAGAUUACUUCCCUAAGAGGGGCCUGAGCAGUUUCUGGCCCCACUCCCACCCCAUCCUCUUCCUCCAGCAUUUUCAUGCCUUCUCCCCACUCAGUCAAACAGGCUCUCCUCAGCAGCCACUGAAUGUAGACCACUCCCCUGGCCCCUUAGCCUCCUCCUCCCCAACAGAGUCCUUAGUUUCUGGGACUGAAAGCUGAGGUUCAGAGGGGCCAGGAAGGGGAGGGGGAAGGGUAGUGGCUAGCUCCAAAACAGCCAAGGCAGCUGUCCCUGUCACAGAGAGAGGAGACUGUGUGACGGUGUAUGUCUGUCUGCCUGAAUGUGGGAGCGCAUGUGUGGGAGAGUGUGUGUUUGUACGCCUCUAACUCCAAGUCCAAGUGCUUAUUUUGUCUGAGUGGGGGCCCAUGUGUGUCUGUCUGUCUCUGGGAACACACAGCCUGAACUCUGCUUUCUCUGCCUCAUUUUUUACCCUGGCCCUUAUCUCUCCUCACCCUGCCUCCCUCUGCUGAAAUAAAGGGUGAAACCAGGACACACAGGUAUGGAAUGCUGGGGGAAAGGGAGUUUGGAAAAUUGGAAGUCUAGAGUCAAAGCAGACUGGAAGGAUGAAUGGCAGUGGUGGAUUUAGCUUUCCCUACAGGCGAAGCCAAGUGUCCCUCUUUUCCCUGCUCUGUGUUGCUCUCGUGGCCUCUGGAGAACUCAGGGGCAUUCUUUGCAUUUUGAGCGCAUCUUGGAUAUAAAGUGAGAGGAGACUUCAGAGCACCCCUUUUUCUAGCUGUCAGUUCUAAGUCUGCCCAGCUAUUUUGGAAGAGCUAUUAGUCAAGGCUGCCACAGGUCUCUCCCAAGGGCACCUCUCUUCUAUCAGAGCAUCACUGGGCCAGCCCCAAGCCCCUAGCUCCUGACCUCAACCUGGAAGGGGAGGUAAGCUGAGCACCCCCACAGCUGGCCUGACUUCUUUCCUUCCUUCCAGGGUUCCCUUCAGCUCUGCCUCUCGAACCCUAGGAAAAGGUCCAAGGUCUAGGCCCCUCUGCCUGUGGAAAGAACAGGGACUGUUUCUCAACCUCCUGCCUUGACCUCUGUCCCACCCCCAAUCUCACUUAGGGGGCGGAGGGCAGCUGUCACCUCUGAGCUGGUUGAGGGGGCAUUACCAUGUGCAAAUACAGGCCACUGCCCAUCUGUGCCUCCCUGAGAAAGGCUCCUAAUAAAUUCAGAGCAGCCAAGUGACAUACAUCUCAAUCAAGGCUAAUCCACCACAUUAAUGCCACCUUGCACAGCCUGCAUUAAGUCCCUGUUAAUGGGGAGGCACAUGAACCCCUCCCACCCAGCUCUUCACCCCUGUUCUUUUUCCCUAGCCUGCUUUGGUUCUCCUCUGACCAAGAGGCAUCCGGAGUUCUUGAGACCCACUGGUGCCCCUUUCCCUUCCUCCCAGCAAAGAGGCCUGGGAGAGUCAGCGGGAAAGAGGACUCUGCAGGGAAGACUUGGAGAGGGACCCAGGCAGGUGCCUGGGCAACGUCAGAGUCCUCCCUCCAUGGAGUUUGGCCUGCUCAGCGAGGCGGAGGCCCGCAGCCCGGCCCUCUCGCUGUCGGAUGCCGGCACUCCCCACCCCGCCCUCCCAGAACACGGCUGCAAGGGCCAAGAGCACAGCGACUCGGAGAAGGCUUCGGCUUCGCUGCCCGGCGGCUCCCCGGAAGACGGCUCGCUGAAGAAGAAACAGCGGCGGCAACGCACGCACUUCACCAGCCAGCAGCUGCAGGAGCUGGAGGCGACCUUCCAGAGGAACCGCUACCCAGACAUGAGUACGCGCGAAGAGAUCGCCGUGUGGACCAACCUCACCGAGGCCCGCGUGCGGGUGUGGUUCAAGAACCGGCGCGCCAAGUGGCGAAAGCGCGAGCGCAGCCAGCAGGCGGAGCUGUGCAAGGGCGGCUUCGCGGCGCCGCUCGGGGGGCUGGUGCCGCCCUACGAGGAGGUGUACCCCGGCUACUCGUACGGGAACUGGCCGCCCAAGGCGCUCGGCCCGCCGCUCGCAGCCAAGACCUUCCCAUCCAACCAGUAA
Messenger RNA from Equus caballus (horse), 8087 nucleotides. Lineage: Eukaryota; Metazoa; Chordata; Mammalia; Perissodactyla; Equidae. The record is from RefSeq and is a predicted model, not a curated record.